UGCCACCCCCUGCAUUACAGCACCAUGAUGAGAAAAACAUUCUGCAGUAUGCUGGCUGCAGGUGUGUGGGGGCUCUGUGCCUUCAACACAGCCAUCCAAACUGGGCUGAUGCUCCACUUGAAUUUCUGUGGCCCCAAUGUGAUUACCCAUUUCUUCUGUGAGAUCCCACCUCUGCUACUUCUCUCCUGUAGCUCCACCUAUGUGAACAGUGUCAUGAUUGUCCUGGCUGAUGCCUUUUGUGACAUAUUGAACUUUCUGAUGACUGUUGUGUCAUAUGGUUUUAUCAUCUCUAGCAUCCUAAAGAUGAGGACCAAAGAGGGGAAGAAGAAGGCCUUUUCCACCUGCUCUUCCCAUCUCAUUGUGGUGUGCAUGUACUACACAGCUAUCUUCUAUGCCUACAUAAGCCCAGUCUCUAGCUACAGUGUAGAGAAGAGCAAGUUCGCUGGAGUGCUGUACACUAUGCUAAGCCCUACCCUGAACCCCCUCAUCUAUACCUUGAGAAACAAGGAGGUCAAAGCAGCCCUCAGGAAGCUUUCCCCCUUCUUCAGACACUAG
This is a messenger RNA of Orycteropus afer afer, 555 nucleotides long. RefSeq names its product olfactory receptor 13A1-like. Gene Ontology annotation, cellular component: membrane. The record is from RefSeq and is a predicted model, not a curated record. Gene Ontology annotation, molecular function: olfactory receptor activity. Lineage: Eukaryota; Metazoa; Chordata; Mammalia; Tubulidentata; Orycteropodidae. Gene Ontology annotation, biological process: G protein-coupled receptor signaling pathway.